UCCUUGCUGUUGUCUCUGCUUCUAAGUUUGCCUUGGCCAAGUUGAAGUAUUUUGAACUGCACUUUGUACACAUUUGUAUCUCCGACUUCUGCUGUCUCCCAACCGCCGAUUCUGCGAACCCGGUCGCACUGAUUACCUGGCGGAGCUCGGAAGAAUUAGAAGUGACCAGAAACCUGAUAUCGCAGCCAUGAGUGAUGCCUAUGAGCGUGAGCGGCAAAACAAUGCGCUCCUCGAGUCUCUUUCGCAGAAAACAAAUGCUUUAAAGUCCGUUACUAUAGAUAUCUACGACAACGCACAAAACCAAGAAACAAUCGAUAGUACUAGCGAAGUAUUUUCCUCCUUGUCUACGAAUCUCAGAGGUAGCGCCGGUCGCCUAACCCGCGCCGCAAGGCAGGGUGAUAAAGUGGCAGUUUUGAAAGUCGCCGGCAUCGUGGCAGGUGCCGGUGUCGGCGCUUGGGUUGUUCUGGGCUGGAUAUUCUAGAUUAUGUAUUGCUAUUAUACUAUCUCCUUUGUGCCUUGGGACCGGCGGCGAAUUUGGCGUUUUGGGAGGGAUUGACUCUGAUAAUAUUUGGUGCUCGGAUUCUUUGAGCUGCUUGUCCACGAGAGAUAUCGCUAUACCCUGCAAUGAUGUAUUGCACGUUGUUUUCUGUUUCCCCUCGGAGGUAAAGGCGAGCAGGUAAUGUCUGCAUAAUACGGGCUUUGCCGACCCCGAAAUGAGUCCACCCGCUGAAUAUUUUAUACCCGCAUCUGGGGGUGUAUAUC
This is a messenger RNA of Coccidioides immitis RS, 762 nucleotides long. Its product is annotated as blocked early in transport 1. The transcript is spliced from 3 exons. Bases 188 to 481 code for a protein of 97 amino acids. NCBI's taxonomy places the organism in Eukaryota, Fungi, Ascomycota, Eurotiomycetes, Onygenales, Onygenaceae. The record is from RefSeq and is a predicted model, not a curated record.